AUGAUUGAGCUUUGCAUAAAACUAGCCGAUAGGAGCACUCUCCGUAUAAUACAAGUUCACGCGCCCCAUUCAGAUUUUCAAGAUGUGGAAUACGAGGCGUUCUUAGACAAUCUUGCUCAUGUUCUCGAUGCCAGGAGAAGUAAGCACCAAGUGAUUCUGGGCGAUUUCAACGCAACUCCUGGUUUACGCCGUAAUGAAGAGCGAUACAUUGGUAACAAUUCCUCAGGAGCUCGAAAUCACCGUGGACAAAUGUUGGCCGACUUUUGUGAGGAAAGAAAGCUAUUUCUUGCUAACUCGUUCUUCAAAAAGAGACUUGACGAUCGGUGGACAUGGCGAAAUGAUGCCUUGGGACUGAAGAAAGAGAUUGAUUAUGUAUUGUUGAGAAGUAUGAAGGGCGUUGUCGAUGUAGGAGUGCUCACUAGUGUUAACACGGGGAGUGAUCACCGCAUGUUAAGAUGUAAAAUGCGUCUGAAUCCGAUCUCACAACCAGUAAGAAGACCAAGAGGAUUCCCCGUUAUCGACAGCGACUUAUUGUGUUCAACCGCUCAAUGUUUACUACAUGAAAAUAUGAUGACUGGCGAUACAAUCAAAGAUUAUGAUACCAUUACUCGCGUCAUAACAACAGCUACUCAGAUGUCCACAAGGUAUGAAUAUCUCCCACCACGUCUAUCACCAAGGACCCGGGAUCUCCUCCAGAGACGACGAGAGCUACGUCACGGAGAUAAUGGGAGGGGAAUCGUGGAGUAUGCUGAGAUUUGCAAGCUAGCCCGAAAAUCUAUCCAAGAAGAUUUGCGACAACGUCAUAUUCAAAUAUUUCGUCAAGCCAUCAAGUCCGGACGCCUUCGACCCACAAUUGAGGAAAAGUCAAUUCUACCACCGGAGCAGGCUGGUUUCCGCAAGCACUUCUCGACCAUAGAUCAUAUUCACACUAUUAAUAUGAUUACCGAGAAAUGUCACGAGUUCAAUAUAGAGCUAUGUGCCGUUUUCGUCGAUUUCAAGAAGGCCUUCGAUAGCGUGGAACUUCCAAUGAUAUGGAAAGCGUUGGAGUAUUUUGGUGUGGAGGAGAACUUGAUAAUGGCCAUACAACUGCUGUAUGCACACAGUACCGCUGCCGUCAGAAUAGCGAACCAACUAGCAGAGUUCAAUCUGCAGCGGGGUCUCCAUAACGCGAGCAAGGCACAUGCAGCUGUCUCGAAAGGCAGAACUCUAAGAAGAAAUUGA
Molecule: messenger RNA, 1221 nt
Organism: Cooperia oncophora
Lineage: Eukaryota; Metazoa; Nematoda; Chromadorea; Rhabditida; Trichostrongylidae
Source: the annotation of a GenBank genome assembly